Messenger RNA from Poecilia latipinna (sailfin molly), 1155 nucleotides. RefSeq names its product receptor-type tyrosine-protein phosphatase F-like. Bases 68 to 787 code for a protein of 239 amino acids. NCBI's taxonomy places the organism in Eukaryota, Metazoa, Chordata, Actinopteri, Cyprinodontiformes, Poeciliidae. The transcript has 4 exons. The record is from RefSeq and is a predicted model, not a curated record.
CGUUGUGACUGCAUGAGAGAAUAAGGGCAGGAUCAGGAUCUACAGAGGGAAUACCAACUGUCAGGACAUGGAUCUUAGAGGACAUGGAUCGCCUUUCCACAAGGUGUUUCUACAUUUCUUGCUGCUCACUAAGUUCCUUCUGCCUUCUGGCACAUUGAGUAUACCCAACUUCAUCAAGUCCCCAGAUGAUCAGACAGGGAUCUAUGGAGGUGUUGCUUCAUUCAUUUGUCAGGCUACAGGUGACCCUAAACCUCUUAUUACCUGGAUGAAAAAAGGGAAGAAAGUCAACUCUCCGCGCUUCGAGGUCAAAGAGUUUGAUGACAAGUCAGGCUCAGUACUGCGUAUUCAGCCGUUGAGAACCAAUCGUGAUGAGGCCAUCUAUGAAUGCACAGCCACCAACAGUGCUGGAGAGAUCUCUGCACCUGCCAAGCUUAUUGUCUUAGAGGAGGACCAGAUACCUGCUGGUUUCCCCAACAUAGACAUGGGACCCCAGCUGAAGGUUGUGGAACGAACAAAUACAGCUACGAUGCUGUGUGCAGCCAGUGGAAACCCAGACCCUGAGAUUUUCUGGUUUAAAGAUAUGUUGCCUGUGGACAUCAGCAGCAGUAAUGGGAGGAUAAAACAGCUGCGGUCAGGUGAAGUAGUCUUUUCAACUUAUUCAUGCACAUUUUCAUAUUGUAAUUUAUCAAAAAGGGGAUUUAGCUGCAGCUUUGAUGAGUGUUUAGUGAUUUUAAAAUGCUCUGUGGUAAGACCGACCUUUCUCUCAACACAGCUGAUGGUAAAAUAGAGGAGACACAACGAUUACAGCACCAGACUUAAUUAAAGUCUACGGAAUUAUUUGAUGUGAGCAUCAGCAUGUAAAAUUCAGCUUGACUUUAAGCAGAACUCACAAUUUCAUCAAGGGGUUUCUUUCUCAGGCAUGAGGUAAAUGUUACACAAAUUUAUUUAAUAAGAAAAUAAAUCUUCAACCACUUAAUAUGGAGGGUUUUUUUUUAGCAACAAUAGAUUUAUUUAAAAAACCAUAAUGCAAAAAAAUAAUUAUAGUUAUUCUGAUAAAUAGCAGAUCAGUAGCCAAAAUCCCUCAAGAAUAAUAUAAGGUUAUAUUUAAAUCACUCAAAUGAUGUCAGCACGAAAAAUAAAUAAAUAAAUAAAUAA